AUGCUCGAUCACCGCCCCAGAACUGGUACAUCGAAGAACACGGGUGCCUCGUACUUCGCUCUCUUCCGGCCCCUCCAUGAUGUGCAAUCGCGACUCGUUCUAUUUUGCGGAGUCGUCCUAGCUGUCGCUGCUGGAGCACCUCUCCCCAUCAUCGGCGUUAUUUUUGCGCGGAUCAUUGAUGCCUUUCCACCAACAGAAGAUGAGGUCCAUCAAAGAAUCUCUCAGCUCCUUGGGGUUGCAACUGCAUAUUUUGCAGUCACGUGGGGAUGGGCGUCUUGUUGGGGCAUCGUUGGUUCUCGCAUAUCCAGAGGUUUAAGGAUUGCGAUGGUGGAUAGAGCUCUGGGAAUGGAUCUAACCUACUACGAAACGGAAUGCCCAGAUAUUGCCAGUCGCCUCACCGUAGACGCUCAAACAGUUCAGUCCGGAACCGCUGAGAAAGUUGGUAUUUUCGUACAGUCUGUUAGUUACUUUGUAGUCGCAUUUAUUGUUGGAUUCAUUCUCAAUGCUCGUCUCACUGGCAUCCUCUUUGCCGCGGUUAUACCGGCUAUGGCCAUGGCGGUUUUCAUCGGGACCACAGUUCUCAACCGGUAUUCCAAGGAUAGUUCAGAAUGUACUACCUCUGCAGAAUCAGUAGCUGAAGGGGCUAUCAAGGCUGUGCAGGUAGUCCAAGCAUUUGAUGCAUUUGAAUCCCUGACAGACCAACACAAAAGUCAUCUGGAGAAGGCCAUGGAAUUCGGUAUCUUGAAGGCCGUGGCAGGCGCCAUUCUUCUAGGAAGUGUAUUUUUUAUUGCCUAUGCCGCAAACGCUUUGGCAUUUUGGCAAGGCUCCCAGAUUGUGAAGUCUGAUAGAUCAUCUGGAGGGGCUGGCACAGUCUAUGCGAUUGUUUUCUUGAUACUAGACGCCUCCUUUGUGAUUGGACAGGCAGGUCCGUUUAUACAGUCAUUUUCGCAGGCUGCUUCUGCAGGCCGUCGAAUUCUAGACCUCAUCGACUAUCCCGAUAUACCAAUUGAUGUUUACUCUAAAUCAGGACUUCCAGCAUCACAGGAGACCUUUGGAGAAGGCAAGGAAAUCGUCUUCAAAGACGUUACUUUCUCAUAUCCUGCACGGCCCUUAGAAAAAGUACUGGAUUCGGUCAAUUUACAGAUCAAAGCCGGUACUACUGUCGGAAUUGUUGGCGCAUCUGGCAGCGGGAAGUCGACGAUCGCGGCGUUGCUGCUGAGAUUGUAUGAUCCUUCGGAAGGGGUCAUUAGCAUUGAUGGCCAUUCCAUCCCUAGCUUUAAUCUUCCUAGCCUUCGCGGUCAAGUCAGUCUCGUUGAUCAAGACCCAGCCGUCUUCUCUGGCAGCAUUUACACCAACAUUCGAGAUGGAUACAAAGGGCCAGAACUCCCCGAAGAUGAAAUGCGAGGAAGAUGUGUCAAAGCAGCAAAAGCCGCUGAUGCAUGGUCUUUCAUUGAGCUGCUACCGAACGGUAUUGAUACCUGGCUAGGAGAACCAGCCGGAACGAAGCUUUCUGGUGGCCAGAAACAGCGCGUCUGCUUAGCCAGAGCUCUCGUGGGUGAUCCAUCUCUACUUGUUCUCGAUGAGGCUACUAGUGCUUUGGACGCCAUCAGUGAGCAGUCAAUAUUGAGCUCACUCGGAACUUCAAGAUCGUUAGGACAUCGCACAACAGUCAUGAUUGCCCACAGGCUUGCAUCUGUCAGGCACGCAGACAACAUUAUUGUUAUGGGGAAGGGUCAGAUUCUAGAGCAGGGAAAUCACGAGUCUCUGGUGUCCAACAUUGGCGGUGCUUAUUAUCAACUGAUCGAGGCACAAAAACUUGGUUCAUAUGAUUCUCCAGACACAUUUACGUCAGACGAAGACGGAUUCGAAGUAGAAAAAUCUGCAGGAGAAGAGAUGAAAGCGGAAACAGCUCCAUCUUCGUCCACGGAAACCCUGGUCGAGAACGGCAAAUCAUUAGGGACUUUCACAAUCAUUCAGCGAUGUCUUGCCCUUACUCGUUCCAAGAUCUUUUUCACUCUUCUUGCACUAGUCGGAUCUGUCAUAACUGGUGGGCUGAUCCUGGGAGAAUCAAUCAUUUUCGGCCACUUAGUUCAACUUCUCAACUCCUCGGUACCAUCCGGCCAGGUUGACUUCUACUGUUUGAUGUUCUUCGUGGUCUCAUUAAUCGCGCUCGCGGGGUAUGUUACUUCUGGUUCAUGCUUCGGACUUGUGUCUGAGCAUCUGAUCUUUCGAACCCGCGACCUCUCUCUCCGAACAAUACUCCGACAAGACGUGGAAUGGUUCUCGCAAUCAGGACGAUCAACAUCCUCUCUUAUAUCAGUCAUCAGCAUGGAUGCUGGGCAUCUUAGUGGCCUCUCGGGCGUGAUCAUUGGUACUAUCGUCUCUGCAUUGGUCUCUGUCGUAGGUGGAGCUAUUCUAGCAUUCGUUGUUGCUUGGAAGAUUGCCAUCGUGCUGUUCGCUACAUCGCCAGUGGUCAUUUCGGCUGGGUUCCUCAGACUGCAUGUUUUGUCGAAGCUCGAUGAGAAAAAUCAACUCGCUUAUACCGAUGCAGCCUCUCUAGCGACUGAAGCAUGCUCAUCCAUUCGCACUGUUGCUGCGUUAGGAACGGAAAAAGUUACCUUAGAAAGGUUCCACAUGGCUGUUGAUAAGUUCCAAAAACAGACUUUCAGGGACACGGCCCUCGGGAAUGCCAUCUUGGCGUUCGCUCUUUCUGUCACAUAUUAUGUGUAUUCACUCGCAUAUUGGUGGGGAUCCAAGCAAGUACGAUCUGGAGAAUACACCACCCUCCAAUUCUUCAUUGUACUUCCUGCUAUUCUCUUUUCUGCGCAAGCUGCUGGUCAAAUAUUCAGUCUGGCACCCGAUAUUGGCAGAGCAAAGGGUGCUGCUUCACGAGUCUUCACACUACAUGACCAGAAACCCACAAUUGACACAACAUCGAACACUGCUGCACCUCGUCUAUCAGCGACACCAAUGUCAAAUGAUAAGCAUACUCCUACCGGUUCCAUUGCGUUCCAGAAUGUAAGCCUUGCAUAUAAGUCGCGGCCCGACACACCCGUUUUCGCAAAACUCAACUUGACAAUCAAAGCGGGGGAGACGGUUGCGCUUGUUGGACGAUCUGGGGCAGGAAAGACAUCUAUGAUUUCUCUCAUUGAACGAUUCUACGACCCUACUUCGGGCGCUAUUCUUCUGGAUGGAGUUAGUAUCAAAUCAGUACCAGUCUCACAGCAUCGAGCCAGAAUCAGCCUGGUAGCCCAAGACCCCGACCUGUUCUCGGGUUCAGUUGCUUUCAACGUUGGUCUGGGAGCAAGACCCGGUCAUGUGGCUACAAGAGAGGAAGUCAUUGAGGCAUGCAAAGCUGUAGGAAUUCAUGAAUUCAUUAAUUCGCUUCCGGAUGGCUAUGAGACUCAAUGUGGGAACAAUGGUUCACAGUUAUCGGGAGGUCAAAAGCAGCGUGUUGCCAUCGCUCGAGCAUAUAUCAGAGAUCCCGAGAUACUUCUCCUCGAUGAGGCCACCUCAGCUCUGGAUUCACAGUCUGAGGCUCAAAUUCAAGAAGCAAUCUCGAAAGUCUCACGACAACGCACAACGAUCAUGAUCGCACAUCGGCUCACCAGUGUGCAGAGAGCAGAUCGAAUUUUGGUGUUUGAUCAGGGUACAAUAGUCGAAGAAGGUCGACACGAAGAACUGGCGAGAGGGGGAGGCAUAUAUGAGCAAAUGAUUAAGGCACAGAGUCUUGGAUGA
Hyaloscypha bicolor E is the source of this 3738-nucleotide messenger RNA. Its product is annotated as ABC transporter-like protein. Gene Ontology annotation, molecular function: ATP hydrolysis activity; ABC-type transporter activity; ATP binding. Bases 1 to 3738 code for a protein of 1245 amino acids. The record is from RefSeq and is a predicted model, not a curated record. NCBI's taxonomy places the organism in Eukaryota, Fungi, Ascomycota, Leotiomycetes, Helotiales, Hyaloscyphaceae. Gene Ontology annotation, cellular component: membrane. Gene Ontology annotation, biological process: transmembrane transport. The transcript is spliced from 8 exons.